AUGCGCUGCCUCGUAAGCGGCGGCUCCGGCUUCAUCGCCGCGCAUGUAAUCGAAGCCCUGCUGAAGAACAAGCACUCGGUCGUCUUCACCGUCCGCUCCGAUGAGAAGGGCCAGAAGAUCCUCUCCAAUCACCCCAACAGCCCCAAAGAUCAACUCUCCUACGUGAUCGUCAAAGACAUUGCACAACCCUGCGCCUUCGACGAAGCCGUCAAGUCGGACCCACCAUUUGAAGCAGUCCUCCACACCGCGUCGCCUUUCCACUUCAACGUCACCGACCCCAAGAAGGACCUUCUCGACCCCGCCAUCAAUGGCACCAACGGGAUCUUGGCAGCAAUCAAGAAGAGCGCGCCAUCCGUAAAACGCGUCGCAAUCACCAGCUCAUUCGCCUCAAUCAUAAAUCCGAGCAACCACGCCAAAGUCUACAGCGAGAAAGUCUGGAACCCAAUCACCAUGGAGGAAGCUGUCCAGGAUCCCGCAUCAGCGUACCGCGCGAGCAAGAAGUUCGCUGAGGAAGCAGCGUGGAAGUUCGUCGAGACCGAAAAGCCGAACUUCACGCUCACGACCAUCUGCCCGCCGCUCGUGCUGGGACCGGUAGUGCACUACUUCAGCAGUCUGGAGAGCUUGAACACGUCGAAUGAGCUGGUACGGGAUCUGAUUCAGGGAAAGUUUGCUAAGGACGGCUUGCCAGCGACGAGGGUGCCGCUGUUUGUCGACGUAAGAGACUUGGCGGACGCACACGUGCAAGCGGUAGAGAGGGAACAGGCGCAGGGCAAGAGGUUCUUCGUGACGGCGGGCUUCUUCAGGAAUGGCGAUGUUGCAGACAUUGUGAAGAAGAACUUUCCCGAGUACGAAAAGAAGUUGCCGGGAAGCUGGGAGUAUGUGCCCAAGGAUUUUGGAUUCGAUGUGGACAACAGUCGGGGCAAGGAGGUGCUGGGAUUGAAGUACAGGAGGUUGGAGGAUAGUAUUGUGGAUCUGGUUAAGAGCUUGCAGGCUGCUGGUGCAUAG
Molecule: messenger RNA, 1005 nt
Organism: Cyphellophora attinorum
Lineage: Eukaryota; Fungi; Ascomycota; Eurotiomycetes; Chaetothyriales; Cyphellophoraceae
Product: putative NADPH-dependent methylglyoxal GRP2
Exons: 1
Coding region: 1-1005 (334 amino acids)
Molecular function (GO): oxidoreductase activity, acting on the CH-OH group of donors, NAD or NADP as acceptor
Source: RefSeq, a predicted model, not a curated record